This is a messenger RNA of Engraulis encrasicolus (European anchovy), 4609 nucleotides long. It is a transcript of the gene prkag1, whose product is annotated as protein kinase, AMP-activated, gamma 1 non-catalytic subunit. Gene Ontology annotation, biological process: regulation of catalytic activity; protein phosphorylation. Gene Ontology annotation, cellular component: cytoplasm; nucleotide-activated protein kinase complex; nucleus. Lineage: Eukaryota; Metazoa; Chordata; Actinopteri; Clupeiformes; Engraulidae. The coding region runs from base 130 to 1131 and encodes 333 amino acids. Gene Ontology annotation, molecular function: AMP binding; protein kinase binding; protein kinase regulator activity. The record is from RefSeq and is a predicted model, not a curated record. The transcript has 13 exons.
GGUCACUAGGGGAAACGGGCGCAUAAUAAACCAUCGCAUUCACGUUUGGAUAGUGAGGACUUUCACUGGGAAGUUCUUUCAAGCAGAGAAUACUGUCGUGCAGCACACAAAGAAGUGCGCAAAGGGGACAUGGACUGUGUUCCAGCUUCUCUUGAUGAUUUAGGCCCAGAGGGGAAAAAGGACCCUGCUGGGGAAGAUCCGGAGCAUAAUGUUUACACGCGCUUCAUGAAGUCUCACCGUUGUUACGACCUGGUGCCCACCAGCUCCAAGCUAGUCGUCUUUGACACGUCACUUCAAGUGAAGAAGGCGUUUUUUGCACUAGUCUCCAAUGGGGUGAGGGCAGCUCCCCUCUGGGACAGCAAGAAGCAGUGUUUUGUGGGGAUGCUCACCAUUACUGACUUCAUCAACAUCCUUCACCGUUACUACAAAUCACCCCUGGUGCAGAUAUACGAGUUAGAAGAGCAUAAAAUCGAGACGUGGAGAGAAGUGUAUCUUCAGGACUCCUUCAAGCCUCUAGUCAGCAUAUCACCCAAUGCAAGCCUAUAUGAUGCCGUAGCGUCUCUGGUCAAGCACAAGAUCCACAGGUUGCCUGUGAUAGACCCUCUGACGGGAAACACGCUCUACAUCCUCACCCACAAGAGGAUCCUCAAGUUCCUCAAACUUUUUAUUUCGGAGAUGCCCAAGCCUGCCUUCAUGAGCCGUAAGCUGGAGGAGCUGAGUAUAGGCACGUUUGACAACAUCGCCGUGGUGCGCUCCGACACGCCGCUCUACACCGCGCUGGGCAUCUUCGUAGAGCAGAGGGUGUCUGCCCUGCCCGUGCUGGACGACAAGGGACGUGUUGUGGAUAUUUACUCAAAGUUUGACGUCAUAAACCUGGCAGCUGAGAAGACCUAUAACAACCUUGACGUGACGGUCACCAAGGCUCUGCAGCAUCGCUCGCAGUACUUUGAGGGCGUCCUGACCUGCAACAAACGCGAGACCCUGGAGACCAUCAUCAACAGACUGGUGGAGGCAGAGGUGCACAGGCUGGUGGUGGUCGAUGAUCAGGAGGUGGUGAUUGGCAUCGUGUCCUUGUCUGACAUCCUGGCGGCUCUGGUCCUCACCGAGGGGGAAGAGGGGACAGCUCGAUAAUCUGGUGUGGGAGAGAAGAGGGAGCUUCAAGUUCCUCGUUGUUUCUCCAUCGGUCUGGGGAGGAUGGCAUCAGCAUUGGCCCCAACACAAGACCCUGAAGAGAGACUAUGAAGGAGAGAUGGUUCGUCUGGAAGAGAGAGGACUUGUUCGAAAGACAAUAUUCCUCUAGGGUUCAUCCCUACCUGUGAAGAUGGCAAUCUCUUUCUCGCUCUCUCUUCUUUCUUUCUCUCCCUUCCCUCUUCCAUUCUCUCUCUGUAUCUCUCUCUCACAUACACAUUAUCUGUCCUUUCUCCUCUUUCAUUGUCAGUACAUAUGAAGGAUGUCUGUUAACUGUUAAACAGAACUCGGCAAUACACACAUAGGCACUAUAAGGGAUGGACAGCGCAAGCAUUGAAAUCACACCAAAAUUUCAGCCAAGCAACCAAACAAAAGCAGCACACAGUUCACCAAAAUGGAAAGGCUACAGCAGGGGUGGGGAACCUAUGUCUCGAGAGCCGCUUAUCCGGCCCCCGAUAUAUUUUUAAUGUUACGCAGCUUCACAUGAAAUAUGACAUGUUUUUUAAAGGAGUCUUAGAAAGUACAUUCUAUUUCAGGGGACCUAGAGAAGGUGGGGUCUGUUGUAAAGGUGGCCACCUUCAAUAUAGGCCUAAAGUGCAGGGGGAAAUCUUGGUUGGUGUUCAUUGUACGGCCCUUGGAGGACUUUAUACAAUUUGAAGUGGCCCCUGGAAUGAAAGGUUCCCCACCCCUGGCUUACAGGGAAGCUGCCUGGUCACUGCGCCACAUUCUGAUGCUUUCCUCUGUCAGUUGUCUCAGGUGUAUAUUAUGAACAUGCAUUUGUUUUUUUUUAUGUUUAUUUCUUUUUUUGCCAUGAAAGGGAAGCAAGUCAAAUACAUUUGUUUCUUGAUAGUGGUAGGGUAGGCCUGGGAAUUAAGGCCCUAAAUGAGAUUUUUUUUUUGUUAAACCGAAAAACAUUUCUGUCCUCAAAACGAAGCACACUUAUGGACAGAACUGGGUCUCUGCUUUGCGCCCCUUACAAAACUUGGCUGAAAACAGAUGGGUGUGAUAAGUCAGACCUGCGUCUGAAAAAUUCCCCCGGACCAAAAAAAGAGUUGUCCUCUGCGAUUCUUGUCGUUGUUAGCAGCAACACAAGACAUUCUACACCAGCAGUGCUCCAGUAGGUAGCCACGGUGGUCUUGGUGAAACAUUCCAUAAGCACAUUGUUUUUGUUUUUUUCGUUUUUUUUUGAGAGAGAAGGGGUUCUUUCCAAAAUCCUAACCUCCAUCCUCCCUUGUGCUUGUGGCCUCGUGAUGUCAUUGAUGGCGGAAGUUUUAUUCAAUGUCUUGCAAAAGCACAAUUCAAAGGUCAUUUUCUCAUUUGCAAUCAGCAUGUUGAGAGGGGAACAGUCCCCCAGAAGUUGUUGUGGUGCUAGGCUGACAGCAGGGAAACUUUAUGGGGCACCUAAGUUAUGCCCUUCUACAUGCAGACCAUGGGGCCUUAACUUGCAAAAAGUUUGAAUCCAAGUCGAGCUAAAUCUUAAUUCCAUUUGACACAUGCUCUGGAUUUCACAUAUGAUGGCAGCGAAUUUGAAAGAUUUGGAUUGGCGUCGUAAGACCACUCACUUUCAUCAGGAAACAAACGUUAUUUUAGUUUUUGUACGAGACUAGGUAAGAGUCCACAACGUGCACGUAUUUGAAGUGAAUCCAGGCUGAAGGCGCACAGCUAGCCCUAGUGCUGCACUGUGGCCAAAGUAGCUGCACUCAACUUCUCUUGUGUAGUCCAAAUUAUUACAUAUUUUGCAUGCACACAACUCGCACAUCGUUUGCCAAGUGAAGCCGACAACCACACCAUAGGUUAUUAUUUCAGAGGUACAUCAUAUGCCUGAUGUAAGGGGAAAGGCGAGGUGGGUCUGUAAAAAGGUUUGAUCAGUCCAUUAGUCUAAUUUAGAGCCCAGUCCAUUUUUUUACUUCCCAGGCCCCAUGAUUCGACCGGAAGGGGUGGAGACGCAGGUUUUUCAUUGUUUUCUACAUGGUCAGUGAAGCGCGAGGCCAUAAGCAGGUCGAGGAUGGGAGUUGGCGUAAUGGAAAGGACCCAAUUGCCCCCGUUGCCUUCAGAACACUAUCACUAUUGCUAUCAUGUCACACAAAGUAGCCAAAGUGUCCACUUAAAUCUCCUCUCAAUCACCAACAGGUUCUGGUUCGUAAGAGCAGGGCUUUUAGAAAUGCAAGUGCAGACUGCAGACCUCUACAUAAAAUCCUUUUUUAUACAUAUAAGUGACACAUUUGCCCCUUGUAAUGUGAAGUUUGCUGUGUGGAUGCGUAAUAAAUAUUGCUGUUAGGGCUUGCAGUCGUUUUACACAAACACACGUGGACACUGAAUAUUUAUGAUAAAUAAUCUUGGCUUUCCUAAUGUUAUUCCAAUACGAGUUCCACUCACUUAGCUCUGCUCUGUCACAGGCAGUGCGGUGGACUGAAGUUACUGCAUUCAAUAUGGUCAGUUUAAGGAGCACUCUUAUCCUUCACCCUCUAUGAACAGGUGUACUGAUGCUAAUACUUGUAUGACUUGAAAAGGCAGUGUUUGUCUUUUUGGUAACGCCCUCUUUGAAUGGGUGUACAUAAAGGUGUCAUGUGAGCGGCAUAAGAAUGACAUUCAUGUCAACAACGUUAAUGACACAUGGAUGUUUAUGACUUGUCAUAAUGUGCCAUUCAGCUUUUGGAAGAACAGAUUGUCAUUGUUUGGUAGUCAAGGCAUUCCAGAAACCGCAUGACACAUGACAACCACUCGAAACCUCAAUAAUGUGUUAUUAAUAUUCCUGGGUCCAUGGGUCAUGACUCAUGUCAUUCUUAUUACGGUUUCAUGACGUCCUUGUGAGUAGACCCCUUCAAAGAAAGUGUUACUGUCUUUUUAUAUAUAAAAAUAUUAAUUUUACUACUUUGUGUUUAUUAAGAAAUGGGCUCUUAUAGUGUCUCUGCUGGUAGACAUAGAGGAGUGGCUUUUGCCAAGCAGUUGCUGCGUAGGCUCCUGAGAAACACACAGGAAAGUGAGUAGGCAUUAACUGCCUCACUGGCCUUAUCUGUACGGUGCAGAAGUAUAGUUCUGAUUCUUGUUGUUUUGCCUGUUUUCCCCCAGUCAUGGCCAAGGUUAGCUAAAAGAGUGCAUCUUCCUUUUGAGAAGACAUCUGGCAACUCUUGUGUCACUCUUCUUCAUCUUCAUUCCUCAUCUGCUCUGACCAGGGGCCUGUACUAAGAAGCUGCUUCAGGAGUGAACCAGGCAAAGAGGUAAAUCAUCUAAAAGGGGAGCCUGGAGUCCUCAUGUUCUGAAGAAAAUGAGGACUUCAGGCUCUGCUUUUAAAUGAUUUACUUCUUGACAUAACCGGGUUUACUCCUGAACCAGCUUCUUAGUAUAGGCAGCUGGUGAUAGGAUCUGGUUCCUGUUGCCAGGUUUGUGAUGUGAUGCAGAUUCAGUUUUUUAGGGACCUUGU